UUUCCAUUACAAAUACAGAUUGAUUGAACACUUGGUAAUGAACCCACCACACACUUCAUUCCUUGCUUUGUAACACACUUCACUAACGAUGGAGAACAUUUCCAUGCUCGAUCACGUGCCUGUUGGAUUCAGAUUCCGCCCCACAGAUGAAGAACUCGUGAACUACUACCUCAGACACAAGUUGCUCCAUGAUGAUUUUCCUGUCCACAUCAUCCCUGAGAUUGACGUUUGCAAAGUGGAACCUUGGGACGUACCAGCGAGAUCAGUGAUCAAAUCUGAUGACCAAGAAUGGUUUUUCUUCAGUCCUGUUGAUUACAAGUAUCAAAAUAGUAAAAGGGUGAACAGGACAACCGAACAUGGCUACUGGAAAUCCACUGGAAAGGACCGUAACAUUAGGAGAAGGGGCAGCACCAAUGUCAUUGGGACUAAGAAGACCCUUGUUUUCCAUCGAGGACGUGUUCCCGAUGGUGCUAAGUCCAACUGGGUUAUUCAUGAAUAUCAAGCUAUUACCUCCCAUCAAACCCAGAGGACUUUUGUUUUAUGUCGCUUGAUGAAGAAAGCUGAGAAAAAAACUGAACGGGAAAUUGAGGCGCCGAACUUUGAUGAAGGGGAGCCCAGUAGACGUGUGGUUCCUGACCAUGAAAUUCCGGCUACACCAGUAGAAAUUCCAUCAGUAUCUUUAACCGAGAUUGAUAUAGAAGCAAUCCUCCAGGCAAUGCAAGAGUCUCCCACUGAUAUUGCGUCUGAUAUUGAUGUCUAUUUUAGAAAUGAUAACCAGACGCAAACUCCAUUUGAAGCUACUGAUGAUGAAGAUGAGUUCGUAAAUUCAAUUUGGGCUGAUGAUGAAGAAUUUGUUAUCAAUGAAGAAAGAAGACACUGUUUUGUCAAUAGUUCCACACAACCAAAGUCAUUGAGAAGGGUUUACAAUGGAAGCAGUGAGAUAGAUGCUGAAGUUGUCUCUAAUCUGCAUGACAAUAUUAAUUCUGGUGAAUACCCAACACUGAAAAUAUUUAAAUCAUCACAUGAUGCUAUCCGUGGUGGCACGAGUUGGAUAGCUUCUAACCAUGAAGCAAACAUAGAGAAAAAGCAGAAUAUAAUUCAAGAUGAUUUCGGGGCAGUGGAGACAUCCUCUUGUGACUCGACCCCAGAUGAACCUUUAGAACGUGGAAGAACAGACAACUUCAUAUUACAAAGAACUGUUACCGGAAGAACUAAAAUACAGAGGAAGGUUUCAAACAAUGCAGUAUCCAAAGUAGAGGCUCAGAAGGAAUUGCUCAACGUGAAAUCAGAAAAAGAUCAGAAAAAUGCUCAAAAUACUAGUUCACGAGGAAACUUCAAAACCAGAAGCCAUCAAUCCUCUGAUGUCAAUAGAAAAGGUUCUUUCAUCUACAUGGAGACAGUUUCAUCAAACCAAAGCCAAUUUCCUCGCUCAGUACAUCUAGUAAAUGUUGUUAUAGGGAUUUUGUUGUUAAUAGUCAUCAGUUGGGAAGUAUUAUCAUGUGUGUUGCCAAAAGCGAUGGAGAGCAGAGGUUAUCCGGAUCUUGUAGGACUAGGAUUCCGUCCAAGAGAUGAUGAGCUUGUCGGCUUUUACCUCAAACACAAGUUGCUUAGUGAUGAUCCACGUGUGCAAGUCAUCCCUGUCAUUGAUCUUUGCCAGGUCGAUCCUUGGCAUGUACCAGUGAUGUUAGCGGAAUCAGCCAUACGAUUCAAUGACCCAGAAUGGUUUUUCUUCAGUCCUGUUGAUUUCAAGUAUUCAAACAGUAGAAGGUUUAACAGGACAACCAAGUGUGGCUUCUGGAAAACCACCGGCAAAGAACGUGACAUUAGGAGCUUGGACACCAACACUGUCAUUGGGACUAAGAAGACCCUUGUUUUCUAUGAAGGCCGUGUUCCCCGUGGUGUCAGGUCCAACUGGGUUAUUCACGAAUAUCAUGAUGCCACCUUUCAUCAAUCCCAGAGGACUUUUGUUUUAUGUCGCUUGAUGAAGAAACCUGAGAAAAAAACUAAAGGUGGAACUGAUACACAGAUCUGUGAUGAAGGGGAGUCCAGUAGAAGCAUGGUUUCUGACUAUGAAAAUCGUCAAGCAACGGCAGAAGGAAUUCCAUCUGGAAGUACUUUUACCGGAGUGGAAAUAAUCUCUCAAGCAACGCCUCAGACAGAGUCUCCAACUGGUGUUCAGCAUGAAGAACCUUCUUUUUCAACCUACCCAUUUUACAAUGCCUAUUUUAGAAAUGAAAACAACGUUAUGCAGACUCCAUUUGAAACUACAGAGAAAGAUGAAUUUCUUAUGCAUACUCCAUUUGAAACUACAGAGAAAGAUGAAUUCCUUAUGCAGACUCCAUUUGAAACUACUACGGAAGAUAAAUUCCUUAUUCAAACUCCAUUUGAAACUACUGAGGUAAAUGAGUUCAUCAAUUCACUUUUAGCCGAUGAGAAUCUAGUUAUCGAUGAAGAAAGCAUGCAUGUUUUUGUCAACAACUCCAUCCAAUCAGAGUCAUUGAGAAGGGUAUACUGUGAAAGCAGUGAUACAGAUGCUGAAGUCGUCUCAAAACUGGAUGACAAAAUUGUAGAUACUUCAACAAUGUAUAAUGAAUAUUCUAAUUUAGAUCAAUACCAUGCAUCAAAAAGGUUUAAAUCAUCACAUGAUGUUGUCUAUGGUGACACAUGGCUUCAAUCUUCUAACAAUGAAGCAAACCAAGAAAAAGAAAAGAGCAUAUUUCAAGAUAAUUUUUGGGGAGUUGAGACAUCCUCUUUUGACUCCACUGCAAAUAAACCUUUGGAGAUCAAUUGUACUGAAAUUUCUAGUUCUCCUUUCACUCCAAGGAGUUGGGAAAGUCAGUAUCAUCCAAGACCUAACAAUUUCACAUCACAAAAGGCUGAUGAAGAUCUUAAACGCAAACGAAGGUUUAAAACAGUGCAGUAUCCUGAGUAGAGGUUCAGAAGGAGUUUCCCAUUGCAAAAUAAGAAAUAUGCUCAAAAUACUACUUCAGGAGAGAACUUAGAAACCAGAAACCACCAAUCCUAUGAUGACAAUAGAAAUGGUUCACAUGUAUUUUGCACUUAUGCAUGCUCGCAUCUUUCAUAUCAUAAUUUAAUAUCUCUGCUUAUCAUUUGUAGCCUUUUUCAUAGUCAUUAAUUUUGCAAUUGCAAUCUCUGAUACCUGGGUUAUUAAAAUAUGAAGUAAACCCCUACAGUGAUUGUCUAAAGUUUAGCAUAGCACUAGGGUAGUCCUUCAAAGAUUUAUUAUCACCAAAGUUGUCUUUCAAUGAUAAAUAGUAGUUAUCAAGUUUUCCCUUUUGGGUCUCCAGUCACUGGUGACAUCUUAAUAUUUGGAAGACCAAUUUAAGGAUUUACUCCUUAAAUAUGUGGUAACAAACUUUAAGGCUAAACAAAUUUAUUUUGUUUCAUGAAUUUUGAGCAAUUCAUGAA
Cajanus cajan (pigeon pea) is the source of this 3429-nucleotide messenger RNA. RefSeq lists its product as uncharacterized. Lineage: Eukaryota; Viridiplantae; Streptophyta; Magnoliopsida; Fabales; Fabaceae. The record is from RefSeq and is a predicted model, not a curated record. Gene Ontology annotation, molecular function: DNA binding. Gene Ontology annotation, biological process: regulation of DNA-templated transcription.